AUGCUUCUAGAGAUUGCUCGCUUCGUGUUUCUGGCGCUGACGGAUUUGGCCAUGCUUCCGGCCCUUAACGUAAUGAAGAAAAAUCGCCGCCACUUCGAGCUAUUUGUGGGAAUCCUGCAUCUCAUAGUGGCCUUCACUUUUAACGCCGCCGAGGCGUUUGACACUGAAUUGUUUCUCAAAGAAGACGAUUGGCAUUUUAUUUCGGAUGUGCUGACUGUGUCGUAUUUUCUACUGCUCUGCGUGCAUCUCAUGGGCUACAAAGACGAGAAUCACAACAUUGUAUUGCGCUAUGUGGCGUUUGCUUGCGCUUGGAUCUUUAAGACUAAGGAUAGCUGGAACGACAUGCUCUACCAGGCGCUACUCGUGAUCUGCUAUAUAAUCGGUGUUUUUUACCGUCGUAUUUUCACGCCUGCCACCGGCAUCUCCCCUUUAAACAAGCAGAAUUUAUUCAGUUCAUUCAAGUGGUUGGCUGCAGCGUUCAUUGCGCUGAUAAUCGUCCUUGUAUUUGAGGUAGAUGAGAAUCACAAUGCGCUGGGAUUUGCUAUGGGUUUGCUGCACAUCUUUGGUGGUGCGUCUUUCUACUACGCUUGGCUUUCAGUGCCCUGCAUGGAUUCCAAAAAGGAUGACGCUAUCCCCAUGCAUAGCGUGUUUGUAUAG
Molecule: messenger RNA, 657 nt
Organism: Plasmopara halstedii
Lineage: Eukaryota; Oomycota; Peronosporomycetes; Peronosporales; Peronosporaceae
Product: Protein of unknown function DUF3522
Exons: 1
Coding region: 1-657 (218 amino acids)
Cellular component (GO): membrane
Source: RefSeq, a predicted model, not a curated record